This is a messenger RNA of Porites evermanni, 10359 nucleotides long. The record is from the annotation of a GenBank genome assembly. Lineage: Eukaryota; Metazoa; Cnidaria; Anthozoa; Scleractinia; Poritidae.
AUGGGCCUUACUGUUGACGAUGUGUUUGAAGAGAUCGGCAGCAUGGGCAGAUACCAGUACACCCUUGUGAUGGUCAUGGGUUUAAUGAAGAUGUUCGGGUACGCUUUCCAGGCCAUGAUCUCGACAUUUCUGAGUGCCGAACCUCCUUGGCGAUGCAAAGACAACAGCACUGUCUGCAAUCUCACGGGAAUCUUCAAACCAGGGGACGAUAACUACGACUUUCGCUGCUCUAUUUCUCGCCAUGAUUGGGAGUUUGACACCAGUAAAUUCAACUCAGUCGUCUCUGAGGUAGUAAAAAAGUCUUUUUUAGUUUAUUGACAUCACUGUGGUAACGUUCAGUGGCUAUAAAUUAAUCACAAGGACUUUAUUUCUUGAUGGACAAUUAUCGUAAGACUUAACCCGGUUGUUAGUUAACCGCAGCAGGAUCAGCUAAGUCGGUAGAACGCUUGACUGCAGAGCGGGAGGUCGUGGGUUCGAUUCCCGGGACCGGACCAACACUCAGGGUCUUAAAAUGACUGAGAAAGGAAGAUACUGCCUUUGCCCGACAAAUGGCUAGACCUCCGCGUGGCUCGGAUAACAACGUAAAAUGGCAGUCCCGUUUCUAGUAGGAGACGUAAAAAUAGUGUUCCCAAUUAGUGCUUUCGUGCUAAAUACGUUGACACUCAAAUAAAGUGCCUUAUUACUCUUUCAUCGCUUCUUGUCUCUUUAAAAUAACCAAAUUAACCUAACUUUUAAAGUUAAAAUUAUUGUAUAACUUGCAGUUACGAAGGAAAGGAAUCCAGAAGUAACCACUUGGGUGGUACGUUAGUACAUACUAAUAAUAUCAGCACUACUCGAAGCAUUGAUAACAGUCGUUGUUUCCUGGCGCCAUUUCUUUAUUGUUGUUUUCUUCUUCUCCUUCCAAAGCAGUAUUUAUCCAGGCCGAGUUCCUAGAAAGAUGGUUAAGUUUAACACAGGAUUAAGCGAAAUUUUAAGCACGGUUUUCUUGCUAAGAGCAUGUAACUCAAGCUCAGCAAAUGCUGUUCAGCCUUUACUCUGAGACACAGUAAUGAUUUACAUAAAAUGUUGCUCUAAGCAAUGCAUAGGAAGGUAAAUACAAAAAGUGGAUCAAAAUCUUAAUCCUGGAUUAGCGCUAAUCGGCCUUUCAGGAACCGGGCCCCGGUUUUUGUUUUGCCUGAGACAACUGUAGUGAUACGGAGACGAAUUAUUUCAAGACUAUUUUUAAGUUCGUAUUUUCCUUUUUCCUUUCUCAUUAGUGGGACUUAGUUUGCGACGUAUCAGCUCUAUCAAGUCUCACCCGAUCUGUUUUGUUCCUGGGGUUUUUGAUUGGCGUUCUUCUUGGAGGAUUCCUUUCUGACAAAUUCGGCCGCAGACUACUGGUUUACAUACCGUGCUCCAUGUGUAACGUUUUGGCCUUACUUGCGUCGUUUGUCCACGUUUACUGGCUGUACGUUCUUCUCAGGGUUUUGGUUGGUGUCUUUGUAGGUAAGAAGGACUUGUUUCAAAUAGGGUCUGGAAAGGGAGGUCCUGAUCCCGCAUUCCCGCAUUCUCACAUUUUCCCUCCGCUCCUUUUUUUUACGAGAAUCCCGCUUCCCGAACUUCCCUCUCGUUUCACGCUUCGCGCAAAAAUGCCGCGUUCGCCUCGCUCGGCUCAUAAAGCGCCUGUUAUGCAGGUUGCUACUAUUUUCCCCAAGAGCUCUGCAUCAUGUGCCCACAUUUUGGCUUCCCACGUCCCGAGUAGUUGUCAAAUUCCGUAUCCCAUUUAACGUUUUCCGAAUCACGCACUGUAUUUUGGUCAUAUCUCGGAUCCAGGGAAUAGCCUUCCAGACCCGGUUCAUGUAGUUUGUUGUACGCUCCAUUGUUAUAAUAAUGAAUCGAUCUCUUCGGAGAAAAGAAUCGCCUCUUUUGAGAGCUGGAAGGCGUAUUGAGAAAAUCUGUGUAAUUUCUAAAGAGUUUCACUCAGCUUGAAGACGACACCAAAGACAUUAUCGUGAUAAUUCCUACUCGCUAUUUAUCAUUCAAAGGCUUUUUCGAAGCUUUGAUUGCCGGUCUAUCAAUCGUUAUAUAUACUUCACUUUUAAAUACGUUUACAUGUAGUCUGCUCACACAUGGUCUUCUCAUGUACAGAAGAGAAAGAAUUCUCUUCCUGUUGUUUCGCAGACUGGUCUAUGUCUUCGGGAGACAAUGGUGGCUCUGCGUACCAAACCAAAUAAGCACGUUGGUUGAAUGAUUCAACCCACCCACUCAUGAUUGUGAUUCAUUAAUUUCAAUAUUUUAAUUGGUGAAAAUCGUCUCUGCCUUUGGCAUCGACCCAUAGAUGAUCAGCUCGCAAUUGGCAAAUUCUUAAAUCUCUCCAGUAAUUGCUUAUUUUCGCUAGGGUGUGGUACAUUAUGUGCCUACGUUUUGACGGUGGAGUUCGUCGGCAAGCGUCAUCGCCAUGCGGCGGGAACAGCGUUGUGGUUUUUCUGGCCUACUUCACUGAUGAUGAUGGCCUUGCUGGCUUAUCUCAUAAGGGACUGGCGCACUCUUAAUAUAGUCGGAGCGGCCCCAGGCCUUCUACAAAUCUUCCUUUGGUGGUAAGUAAACGUUUUUUACAAAAUUUACCGUGUCAAAAAGAAAGGGUAGUCCAGCUUUUUAAGACAAGAAAACAGGCGAACAGAGACGCAACGGCCACAAGCAAGUAGUAGGCCCUAAAAUAAAUUGUAUUAUUGGGUGCAUUUACCCUGGGUGCAAGAGUAUUUCUCUCACGUUAGUGACGGGGUGAUUCAGUGUCGACCUGAGGCCGAGAGAUCUUCGGCUAAAAAGCGAUGGCUGAAAGACCCCUGGUUGGAAGACCCAUGGAUAUAUGACCCCUGCUGGAUGUAAGACCACUGGUUGCAAGAACCCAGGUUAAAAGACCCCUUGUUGUAAGACCGCUGAUUGUAAGACCCUUGAUUGUAAGGCCUCUGGAUGUAACACCCCUGGUUGUAAGACCACUGAUUGUAAGAACCCUGGUUUUAAGACCCCUGGUUCUAAGACCCCUGGUUGUAAGACAACUGGUUGUAAUACCCCUCGCUGUAAGACCGCAAGUACCAAGGUCCCUGGUUGUAAGACCCCUGAUUGUAAGACCAAUGGAUGUAAGCCCCUGGUUGUAAGACACCUGGUUUUAAGACCACCAGAUGCAAAAACCCAGGCUAAAAAAGACGACUGGUUGUAAGACCACUGAUUGUAAGACCCUUCGUUGUAAGAUCGUAAGUACCAAGACCCCUGGUUUUAAGACACCUGGUUGUAAGACACAUGGAUGUAAGACUCCUGAUUGUAAGACCCCUGGUUGCAGUAAGACCGCUGGUAGUAGGACCGAUGGUUGCCAGACUCCUGGUUGUAAGAGUUUUGGUUGUAAGACCACAGGCUGAAAGACCACUGGUUAUAAGACCUCUGAUUGUAAGAUCCCUGGAUGCACACCUCUGGUUCUAAGACCCGGUUGUAAGACCCAAGGUUGUAAGACCCCUGGUUGUAUGAACCAAGGUAUUAAGACGUCUGGUUUUAAGACCCCUGGUUGUAAGACCCCAGGCUGUAUUAAAACCCACAAUCGGCGACAAAAUGAGUUGAGACACUUCGCCCAAAACUGGGCUUUUUUACGUUUUAUUAACUUCAAAUCGAGGAAAUAUUGCUUUCCUCCCCCAUCCCCUCCGUGCAAUGUUGUGCCCUUGUUCUAGCUACCUAUAGAAAACAACAAACACCCCAACUUUGAAUGGAGGGGACAGGGGAGGGGUGCGGAUUCUUUUGUUCUCCGAAGUUACCCUAGUUAAGUACAAUGUCUCAACAAUUUUGUCGCCGAUUGCAGGUUGUAAGACCCCUGGUCGAAGACCCUUGGUUUUAAACCCCUGCGCUGAGUUGCUCAAAGCAUGGUUAGCUUUAACCAUUGGUUAAGCUGUAUCAAAACCAAUAUGUUGUCAAGGUAUUAAACGCUGGUUAACGCUAACCAUGCUUCGAGCAACUGGACCCUGGUUGUAAGACCCCUGGUUUUAAAACCCCUGGCUUUAAGACCCCUGGUGGUAGGACCCCUUGCUGUGAGACCCCUGGUUUUAUGAUCGCAGGUUUUAAAAGCCCUGGUUGUAAGACCACUGGUUUGUAAAACCCCUUGUUGUAAUACCCCUCCCUGAUUGUAAGACCUCUGAUUGUAAAACCCCUUGUAAAUUACCUGGUUUUAAGACCCCUGGUUGUAAAACCUGUGGUUGUAAUAUCAUUUGUUGUAAGACCCCUGGUUGAAAGAACCCUGGUUGUAAGACCCCUAGAUGUAAGACCUCUGGUUGUAAGACUUCUGAUUGUAAAACCCCUGGUUGUAAGGGCCUUGGAUGUAAGAGUCCUUAAUGCAAGACCCCGGGUGGUAAGACCCAUGGAUGUAUUUUCCCUGGAUGUAAGACAUCUCCCCUUAAGACUCUUGGUUGUAAGACCCCUGGUUGUAAUAUCCCUUGUUGUAAGACCCCUGGUUGUAAAACCCCUCGUUGUAAGACUCCUGUAUGAAUGACCCCUGGUUGUAAGAUCCCUUGAUGUAAGACCCCUGAUUGUGAGACCCCUGGAUGUAAUACCCCUGGUUGUAAGUCUCCUGGAUGUGAGACACCUGGUUGUAAAAUCCCCUGGUUGUAAGACCUCUUGUUUUAAGACCCAUGAAUGUUUAGCUUUUCGUCGUAAGACUUCUGUUUGUAGGGAGCCCUGGUCGUCAGGCAUUUCGAUGACGCGAUGGAUUUGACUGGCUUCGUGGUUCAUAAUCUACAUCCUAUAUGUACAGGAAUCUUCUUUACGUGGAGGUUUUCUUCUUUCCCUUUUAUUUUUGAUGCGUAUCCUUAUUAGGAUCCGAAAAGUGGGUAGCUAAGUUAAUUGGGCCAUUGCUGCGCUAACUAUUUCUCAAGUGACCGGUUAUUUUACGCUACAGUAGGCCACAUGGGUACCCUGUGACCUGAGGGUGUUUUGACUGUAUUUUCCUCAUUUUAAGGUAUAUACCGGAAUCCAGUCGGUGGCUUUUAGUGAAAGGCAGAGCAAAGGAAGCAUCGGAGCAACUCCUAAAGGUCGCCAAGGUUAACAAGAAGGAAAUGCCCAAAGACAAGCUAACUCUUGUAGACGAAAACCCAACACAACAAAGACUUGGUGACAUCCGAGACCUGUUCAGUACCUCAACCAUGGUGACCAGGACCUUAAUAAGCUGGUUUAUUUGGUAUGAGCAUCUUUAUAAUAGAUAAUUUGUUUCUUUGCCUACUUCGUUUUUUUAUUCCCAGUGUACCGAACGUGUCCUCCUCAGAACGACUUCGAUCAUCUGUAAAGUUUGCAAUUAACAUAAUACGGAAUAUUUGGAGUAAGAGAUUACGAAGUUGUGAGAGCACUUACCUCUCACCAAUAGAGGAGUUCACGCUCAUAGUGGCAUUAUGGGUAUUUAGGGCAAGAUAGCGGGAAAUUCAAAGAUUUGUAUUAGAAUUCAAAGUCAGCUAAUUCUUCUUGAAUUUUUAUAUUUGAUGCUUUGUCUUUGAAAAGAGCAACUUACGAGUUCAAAGAAACAAUACACUAAAUCUGGAGUGCAAAAAAGUCCGUGAUCAGUCUUUAGAAAACCUUGACUUUCCCAUACAUUUUCUGUAAUUCGACAGUAUCACAACUAAAGAAAAAUGUAUGGAAAAAUUGAGGUUUUCUAAAAACUGAUCAGGGACUUCUUUGCACUCCAGAUUUAGUGUAUUGUUUCUUUGAACUCGUAAGCUACUCUUUUCUAAGAGAAAGCAUCAAAUAUAUGAAUUCAGGAAGAAUUAGCUGACUUUGAAUUCCAAUACAAAUCUUUGAAUUUCCCACCAUGCAUCUUGCCCUGAUUACCGAUGAUGCAACUAUAAGCAUGAAUUCCUCAAUGUGGCACGGGUUCAAAUCCCGACGUCGACGCCAUAAAUGGGUUAAGUUUGUUGUUGGUUCUCUCCCUUGUUCCAAGAGGUUUUUCUUCUGGUGAUCCAGUUUUCUCAUCUCCUUAAUAACCAACAUUUCCAAAUUUCCGUUCGAUCAGGAUUGGUAGACGAAGAAGCACUAUGUGGAUGUGCUUCCUCUAAAUCGUUAUUAAUCCUAUUUGUUGAUUUCAUUUAUUUGCCUAUUUAUGUAAGGUAUGUAUCUUUCAAACGUUUGAAAGUUUCGUCUUAAAGUCAGUAAGAAUUCUGCAUGACACAACAAUGUUCAAAACAGAUAUAAGCCAUGCAAGGAUAUAGAGAUGAAGAAAGCCGUAGAUAACAGUUGGCUCAACUUCGCCAAUUAGUUUCCUAGGAAGUACAGUAACUUGGGUAGGGAUUCUCAAAUCUCGCUUCGGAGACUCGAUAUUUCUUUGUCCGAUAGGUUCGUGGUCACAAUGGUGUAUUAUGGUGUUUCAUUCAGUGCUGGAGCUUUUGGCGGGAAUCGUUACUUGGUGUUCUUUUUGACCAGCCUCAUAGAGAUUCCUUCCAACUACACUGCGAUUGUGGCGUGUAAAAAGUGAGUUCCUUGAAAAUCUCUUCAAACGUGUUGAUUGAUUGUAAUACAGGGUGUAGCAAAAGUUCGUUCCUCUCCUUUAUAAGUAUGUAUUUUAGUAUGACUGGACUUGGUAAGCAAAUCAUUUAAACAAAAGUUGUCUUUCAAUCUAAUUCACUAUUUUCAUACUUGUUAUGCCAUCUGUUGAAUCGAAUAUUCUAUUUGUGUACUUCCACGCCCAAGGUGCGCGUGCGCGAGUAUUUUUUCCAACCACAUAUUAUUCGUAUUUUAUAGCCCGAACUACUCGAACUCCUUCCUUGUUUUUGUGACUAUCACGAAAGAUAAACCCCCUUAAUGCAAAAACGUUUACCUACGUGAAAGCAUAAGAAUGUAUGCUUCGAUUUACUGGCUUAUCUGUUGUAGAAACUGUUAACAAACUGAAUAAUCCCAAUGUUGGAUGGUAAACUGAUCAUGAAGAAACGAAGGGGAAGACGAAAAGUCCUGAAUAAAGCGGCUAAAAUAGUUGUAAAGAAGGCUAGAUACAAAAUAGGAGACUCGACGAGGAAGCUCUCAAAUAGCUAGCAAGCCAUGUCCAGAAAGGGUCAUGAAAAGCGAAAGUUUAAAAUUAGAGGUCCCUGAGAUGGCAAAAAAUCCCUCUGCUUAGCCUGCCAAGUAACGCCCAGCUCGUCUCCAAUUUGUAAAGAAGUACAAAAACCUUGCUGUGGAAGGGGGCCGGGAUGAUUAUCUUUUCUGGGUGAAUGCCCAAAAUAUUUUUUUUUAGCUGCCUAAACUAAACAAAUAUUGUUUGGGCGUUGAACUGGCUGCUGCGCACCGGUGACAAAAAAGCUCAAAAUGGAUCAUCUGUGGGUCUACACGCUGUAUCCCAAUCCAUGCCACAACGGCUACAGAAUGUGACAAAAAAAAUAAAAAGGGCAUGCCCGUUACUGAAAUUCUGAAUACAUCCUCCAUAAAAUCCUCUAGCAAUUUUAUGUAAAAAUAAAGUUUUAGUCAAAAGUUAUAGUGCAUGAAAUUAGAGGAACGAACUUUCGGGACACGCUAUAGGUCAUUUUAAACAAAUCUUACAUCUUUUCAAUGAAUGAUGGUAUACUUGACUUCGAUUUUCGGAGUAUACGACGGAGCUAUACAUGUAGUAGUAAAGCUACAAUUAUGGACAAAAGACUUGGCAGGGACACUUUUGCAUUUCUGGGGCGUUUUCCAAUUCACAGAUGCCCAACCCUCCCCUCACCCCACAAACAAAGUUGGAUGCGUGUAUUCAGACUUUUUUGCGAGUUUUAACUUUGUAUAGGGUGGGGGGUGGGGAAGGAGGGAGACCUGCAAAAGGAAGCACUAUUUUAUGAGGGAACCCAAAAAUUUACAGAAAAAUAUUAAUACUGCAUUACAGUCCCAAGAACUUUUGUCUAUGAUUGUAUGACUUUGUGCUCUUUUAAAGAGCUUUUGCAAGAAAAUGAAGAGAAUUGUGGAAAACAUAUUUUGGUUGUGAUUUACCUAGGAAUAGUAAAUCAUUACCCCCCUUCCGUGCACCCUCGACCCCAUCGACACCGAUUUAGGCUGUUUGAAAUAAAAUCAAACCAAGACAUCUUUUUCUUUCCAGGAUCGGUCGAAAGAAAACCACUAUUAUUGGACUGAUCAUUUCUUCUAUCGCCUCUGCAGUCGCUGUUCUAUUUCAGAGAGAUCUGUCAAAUACAGGUAACAUCUCAGUAUUCUCCCACUUGUUUCAGUAACUAUGGAAAUCAGGAGUCUAUGACUAUAUGGGCUCCUGUGGAAAUACAAAUUUAAGAGAAUCGAUGGUAAUCGAUGACCAGGACAAACGUGAAGAAAUAUCCUUUGAAGUCUGUCUGGGCAAGCUUUAAUCGACAAAGAAUUUCAUUGCCUAAGUUUUUUCAUUGGUGAAUAAAACUUGCUUGAUUAGAGAAUCUAACACUCGUCAAGCUCUUAACGUUUGUUUUCAUUCAUUUUUAGGUUUUCUUGUUGCAAGGAUAAUUUUUGCGUCAGUGAUCGCCAAGUUUUUUAUAAAUAUGGCCUUCGCCACCAUCUACGUAUUUUCCACUGAAUUGUUUCCAACAGUUGUCAGGUAUUGUUGUAUUGGAUUUUUUUCUAUCUGUAAGGCUGCGUGGCCAUAAUAGAGCUGUGGAUCUACAAUUGGAUAGACUUCAGGUCAAGAAGAAAUAUAGUUCACCCAUUCGCUGCGCUCAUUCGUGAAAUAUUUUUCAAUACGAGAAGAGAAAUUUUGUAUCCCCAGCCAUGUAAUGUUCUGACUUGUUAUAUAAAUACCAAUGAAAUGCAAAACUAUUUCACUUUUCAAAACAUUUUUUUGCUGCGAAAGGCGCGAUUUAUUUAGUAGUUAUGGCAACGGUGAUCACUUCACGUGUAUUUUACGGGUGUCAUAAGAUCGCAUAAUAAAAUAAAAAACUUCGCCGUUAGGAAGGUUUCUCCUGCUAAACGUCCCUAGCGGAAAGACCAAGAGUCGCAUGCUAAAAAAUGGUUAUGAAAUAUUUAUUUUACAGGAACCUGGGCGUGGGUUCAUCCUCAGCAGUAGGACGUAUUGGAUCGAUGGCUGCACCUUAUCUUAUUUGGCUCGUAAGACUAUUCCUGUGUUAUCCGGUUAUUUUUUAUAUAAAAAACUAAGAGGACAUGCCAAAGUACCGUCGGUAUUAUGCGAAAGUCCGUGUAAAGCGGGCUUCCUGCCUUAAACCCUGAAAAAGUGUUAUUUGAAAAGAAUCUUCUACCUAGGUGGACUAUUUAGACACCAAGUUUUGUUUUCCUUUUACAUUUUCAGCUAAUGCUCAUUUUGUUCUCAUCAAUAUCACUAACAACUAUUUGGUUGUUUUUGUCUCGUACAUUGUAGGUUCGCUUCCAUGUUCUCGUACCUUACUCCAUCAUAGCUGCACUUUGCCUCGCCGCUUCUGUACUGUGUUGUCUUCUUCCAGAAACAAAAGACGCCCCGACUCUGGAAGUGAUGGAUUCUGUCAAGGGAGACAGCAACUUGGAAACUUUUGAAAUGGGUCAACGGGAGGAAAUAAAUGAUGAGAAGAACUAAGAAGCUUCUGCCGUAGACAUAUAAACGUAAAGAACUGCAAUGUUUUUUAAGAAUUGAUUUACACGCUAUAAAUCGUUAUGUCCCGUACACUAAACAGACCAACAUAGUAUUGCCCGCAUGUUUGAGUCACAGAUAUAGCAUUCAAUAGACGAUUAUUAGAAAAGCUGGCUUAUCAGUGAAGUCCCGGGCGUUUUACAAACCACACAAAGGUUUGAAUAUCAUGAAAAGUUCUUUGGCAAUACAACAAUAGAGAGAAACGGUCUUUUUAUGAGGGUAAAGAUUGCAGCAACUUCAGUGUUCCAUAUUCAUCCUCUUUUCAUGCUCUUUUGGUAAUUAAUCGUAUUCGAGUUUUAACUUAAUUAUAAUUUUUGCGUUGUAUUAUCGAUCAAAAAUGUUGUAGGAAUUCAUCUUCCUGCACUGCGUUAACGCCCAAGAGGUUUCAUAACGUAAGGGUGGGGUGGUUCAACGUUUGGUGACCUGUACAUGUGAACGUACUCCUCCCCUUCUUACUCUGGUCCUGAUUUGGAUACCCAACGGGAAGCCAUUAUGUGGGUUUUAGUUUUUGUUGGUUUUCGUCCUUGCUCCGAUGGGUCUUUUUACUUGGCUCUCUGAGAUUGAACAUUUGAAAUACUUUUUGAAGGUCUAUUUCCUGGACUCACGUCAUUAAAGCGUCUGAUGAGGUCGACUAUACCAUCAGGGAUCGUGAUCACGAAAUUUAGAUACCUGGGGGUACGAUGUUCUAUCAUUAGAACGUCCUCAGUGCGUUUAGAACUUGGUUAGAAGGCGUGUCCAUGAGCUCACCCUGGAAGUGAACGGCAUUGCUUUCUUAGAGACUGCACCAACACGCCGUUGAAGAC